This is a messenger RNA of Dissoconium aciculare CBS 342.82, 2210 nucleotides long. RefSeq names its product PLP-dependent transferase. The coding region runs from base 494 to 2164 and encodes 556 amino acids. Lineage: Eukaryota; Fungi; Ascomycota; Dothideomycetes; Mycosphaerellales; Dissoconiaceae. The transcript has a single exon. The record is from RefSeq and is a predicted model, not a curated record.
GUCUGGUCUCAAGCUGCUUGCUUUUGCAUUAUCAAUCAAAAUUCGCGACAAAUCUUCAUUGCCUGAGCGCGGCAGGCCACUCGUCUGAAAGGAGCUACACGACAGUCGAUCGUUGACCUCGGGCCAAACUAUCGCUUGAAAUGUGAAGAUCUUGUAUCGUAGGACUUGGAAUCCUUACAGAUGACCGCUCUGAUCGACGAUUCAGGCGUAUCUGCCCAAUGACGCCACGGCCGAAGUUUCGCACCAGGAUCGUCGUUUUGUUAUCGAGAACAGCUCAUGGCAGGCAAUCUAGGAGAGACAUUGAUGAGCAAGUGGCGCCAAGUCCAUACAUUCGCUUAAACAUCGCCGUCAGACUCGGCGUAGCUACCCUGCUUGUCUGUACGUCACCUGAGCCGUUGAACGACAGGCGAGAGAUCUGCUCAGUCCAAAUGACCAGAGAAUCUGGUUGAACAUUUUGGGUGGUGCUUAUAGUUUCGAUGCAGAGGCAGGGACAAUGCGAAAGCUUGAUGGUCUUGUAUGUAUCCCCUCUGACGUAACGUCGACAUCUCCACCGCCUCCACCGCAAUUCAAUCACACAUUUGAUCUCGUCUGCGCUCCCAAUGACUUGCGCCGAGAAAUUAAAUUUGUUGAAACGAUGGUGACUCGCGCGAGUGAGGCAUUUCUGAAGGAUUCCGACGAGAAUUUGGAUAUCGCAAGCUUCGAAUCAGCUUCAUCGCGCACCUCACGGCGAGGUGGCACCGAAGCUACGUUUGUUGAACAUGGCGAGAAGGAUGAAAUGUGGUUUGUACGGCUUCGCCAAGCGGAAUACGGAUAUCUUGAUGAACAAAACCAGGUUUAUCUCGACUUCACGGGAGCUGCUCUGGCCGCCAAGUCGCAGCUGCGCGCAUUCCAGACUCGUAUGGCCGGCGAGCUUUAUGGUAAUCCACAUUCGCAGAGCCCAUCAAGUGCUGCUGCGACAAAGUUGGUCGAUUGGACACGAACAGCCGUGCUGGAAUACCUCCACGCAGACCCUUCAGAAUACGCUGUUAUCUUCACGGCCAAUGCAACAGCAGCAGCGAAGCUGGUGGGAGAGUCAUAUGCUUUUGGCCCUCGCCGAAAAUUGGUCCUCACCUUUGAUAACCACAACAGCAUCAAUGGACUUCGGGAAUAUGCGAAGAAACGAAGAUGCCACACAACCUAUGUCCCAUCGGUAUAUCCUGACCUGACGAUCGAUCAUGCAGCGUUACAACGAGCCCUGGAGCCACGCCGACGGAUCUUGACCCGUUCGUUUACGGGACUAUUCGCCUUUCCGGCGCAGAGCAAUUUUUCAGGCGUCCGACAUCCGUUGGACUAUGUCGCCAUGGCGCAGUCCCGGGGAUUCGACGUACUUCUCGAUGCAGCCGCUUAUGUUCCGACCAACGAAUUGAAUCUGUCUCAAGUCAAGCCCGAAUUUACCAUCAUGAGCUGGUACAAGAUGUUUGGAUUUCCCACAGGCGUCGGUUGUCUAGUCGCGCGUAAAGAUGCGCUGAAGCGACUCAGAAGACCUUGGUUUUCAGGUGGGACCAUCGAAGCCGUCAGCGUAGGGAUACCAUGGCACCGAAUGACUUUGGACGAGAGUGCGUUUGAAGACGGCACACUCAAUUUUCAUGGCAUUCCGGAUGUUUUGAUCGGGCUUUCUUGGGUCAAUCGAAUCGGUAUGAGCUCAAUCCACGAGCACGUCCAAGUCAUCACAGCUUAUGGUCUUGAUCGUCUUCAGCAGGCGCGUCAUUCUGACGGAAAGCCCAUGAUCAUCGUCUACGGCCCGGCCACCAUGAAGCAUCGCGGCGGAACCAUUUCUUUCAAUCUCCUAGACCAAAAAGGAAAGAUGAUCGAUGAACGCAUUAUAGCGGAAGAAUCAGCGGACGCCAAUAUUUCACUGCGUACGGGAUGUUUCUGUAACCCCGGCGUGGGCGAAAAUGUGUUUCAGCUCCAAGUCAAGACUUUGCGCGGCUUGCUGUGGUCCAGGUCGCCUUCCAUUGAUGAGUAUAUUCGCUUGCUUGGCUUAUCUUCAGCUGGCGCAAUCCGGGUCUCAUUUGGUAUCGCCUCAACUACCAGGGAUGCGGAUGCACUGAUGCACUUCAUCUAUGAUAAGUAUCGCGACAGGAUAACAUCGAGCGAAGGACUUGCGUCACGGACGCGAUGUUGAGCAGGAUUUUGUCACUGUUUUCCUCAAACGAGCAAAUGUUGCUGAG